Trachemys scripta elegans is the source of this 2704-nucleotide messenger RNA. It is a transcript of the gene NDRG4, whose product is annotated as NDRG family member 4. The transcript has 17 exons. Gene Ontology annotation, cellular component: cytoplasm. NCBI's taxonomy places the organism in Eukaryota, Metazoa, Chordata, Testudines, Emydidae. Gene Ontology annotation, biological process: brain development; signal transduction; positive regulation of ERK1 and ERK2 cascade. The record is from RefSeq and is a predicted model, not a curated record. Bases 385 to 1536 code for a protein of 383 amino acids.
CGCAGUGGUGCAUCUCCCAUUUAAACCGGGGGAGCCCAGCCGCUCCCUCCCCCUGGCUGCAAACCCGGCGCCGCCAGCAGCCGCAGCCGCCCGCCGCCCCGAGCCAGACAAGCCCACGCACGUGGGUUGAUUUACACCCCGGCUCCGGCCAGCUGCCUGCCCCCCCCCCUCGCCCAGCCCCCCCACGCCCCGGGAAGGAGACUGGGGGCGACUCGGUGCUGCUGCUGCUCCUCCUCCGGGGGGUGGGGCGGGGGUCGCUGCCCGCCCGCGCGUGGGGACUUACCGCCCGGGGAGCAGGAGGCUGCAAAGAUCGAGGCGCAGAGGGGAACCGGAGACCCCCGCCCUGCAUCGCACUGAGCCGGGCUGCUGCUGCAGGAAGUGACCAUGGCAGGGCUGCACGAGCUGCGAUUCACCGAGGAGAAGCCACUGCUGCGAGGCCAGGAUACCGAGCUUGAGCAUUCGGAUACGUUCCAUUCCGCAGUGGACACGGACUGGAAGGAGCAUGAUAUCGAGACCCCAUACGGGCUGCUGCAUGUGGUCAUUCGGGGGUCCCCAAAGGGAAAUCGCCCGGCCAUCCUGACCUACCAUGAUGUUGGACUCAACCACAAGCUGUGCUUCAACACAUUCUUCAACUUCGAGGACAUGCAGGAGAUCACCAAGCACUUUGUGGUGUGUCACGUGGAUGCACCAGGGCAGCAGGCCGGAGCGUCGCAGUUCCCACAGGGGUACCAGUUUCCAUCCAUGGACCAGUUGGCUGCCAUGCUCCCUAGUGUGGUCCAGCAUUUCGGGUUCAAGUACGUGAUCGGAAUCGGCGUGGGAGCAGGAGCCUAUGUCCUGGCCAAGUUUGCUCUGAUCUUCCCGGAUCUGGUGGAAGGGCUCGUCCUGAUGAACAUCGACCCCAACGGCAAAGGCUGGAUUGACUGGGCAGCCACCAAGCUUUCUGGCCUGACCAGCUCUUUGCCUGACACCGUGUUGUCUCACCUGUUCAGCCAGGAAGAGCUGGUGAGCAACACGGAGCUGGUGCAGAGCUAUCGGCAGCAGAUCGGGAGUGUGGUGAACCAAUACAACUUGCAGCUGUUCUGGAACAUGUACAACAGCCGCAGAGACCUGGACAUUAACCGGCCCGGGACUGUCCCCAAUGCGAAAACACUUCGCUGCCCCGUCAUGCUGGUGGUGGGGGACAACGCGCCUGCCGAAGAUGGGGUGGUGGAGUGUAACUCCAAGCUGGAUCCAAUCAACACCACAUUCUUGAAGAUGGCUGACUCUGGGGGGCUCCCACAAGUCACACAGCCCGGAAAACUGACCGAAGCCUUUAAGUACUUCCUGCAAGGGAUGGGUUACAUUGCGUACUUGAAGGAUCGGAGGCUGAGUGGAGGAGCAGUGCCCUCGGCCAGCAUGACCCGGCUGGCCCGCUCCCGCACUGCCUCCCUCACCAGCGCCAGCUCGGUGGAUGGCAACCACCCCCGGGCCUGCACCCACUCGGAAAGCAGCGAGGCCAUGGGGCAGAUCAACCACACCAUGGAGGUAUCGUGCUGAGGUCUUUGGUCCCUCCGCUGUCUCCUCUUCCUCCUCUGCCGGAGACAUUUAGCAUCGUUCUGCAUCGAGUCACCAUCCAAACGGCCAUCCUGUUCGGCUUCCAACAGUUACCGUGUCGGGGGUUCAUUUUCUUUCUCGUCGGGUUUUAUUUUUUUUUUCCUUUUAAUAUUACAUAAAAAAGGGGAGAUGGGAAGCACCAUUGUAAGACCGACGGUUCAGUCCACCUCUAGCUAUAGCUGCAACUUUGAAUUAGUGACGUUAUCCUGUUGUCAGUCCAUCAGUAACAAAUCUCUCCAGGGGUCAGGUCCGUAGGGUUCUUCGGCCCCGCCACUUACGUAGCGUGUUAGCCGAAGGCUCGGGUUCCUAAGGUCACCGGGGGGAAGUGUCCGCGAAUUGGCCAGCGGCAGGAAAGCUCAAGCAAGCACGUAAUCCCGUACGUGUCCAUGGUCACUGAAAGGCUCAUCACAAUUCUUUCACCUGAGAUGGGGUGUUCAUAACAAUCUGCGUUGGUUUGUUUAAAUAAACUGUUCAAUGUAGCAUGGCCCCCCUUCCAGUGAUCACCACCGUCUUUUUUUUUUUUUUUUCCUCCGAUUGACCUGCCCCCGGGAGAAUUGAACCUAGGCUCCCAAGAGCCAAAAGCAUGAAUCCCUACCACUUGAGCUAAAAAGACCACCUCAAUUAGCCAUAGUACGCUCCUAAACUGCUAUAAAUGGUUCGGCCGCUAGAGGGGGCAAAGCCCCACACAGCGUUUACAUGGCUUAAACACUCCAUGUUGCUGACAGGUUUCAGAGUAGCAGCCGUGUUAGUCUGUAUCCACAAAAAGAACAGGAGUCCUUGUGGCACCUUAGAGACUAACACAUUUAUUAGAGCAUAAGCUUUCGUGGGCUACAGCCCACUUCUUCGGAUCUAUGUUGUUGAGUGUCACUGGUAGCGGUACCCAGGGUGGGUCCAUGCAUCGUUGGGUUAAUGUGGGAGAUGGGGAGGAAGAAACAAAAAGGGCUUGAGAAAUCCGGGUUUUAAAAUGUCGCUGCCCACUGGGAUUUAAUCCUGGUCAUGCUGAAAACGAAGCAUUUGCCUAGCCGUGGAAAGAGCAAUACGGAAGGUAGCUGCUCUGCAGAAUGGCUCCCCGGGGCCUUCCUUCCUAGCCCUCUGGCCUGUCCAUCCAAAA